Molecule: messenger RNA, 953 nt
Organism: Periophthalmus magnuspinnatus
Lineage: Eukaryota; Metazoa; Chordata; Actinopteri; Gobiiformes; Gobiidae
Gene: phlda3
Product: pleckstrin homology-like domain, family A, member 3
Exons: 2
Coding region: 189-620 (143 amino acids)
Biological process (GO): positive regulation of apoptotic process
Molecular function (GO): phosphatidylinositol phosphate binding
Source: RefSeq, a predicted model, not a curated record
UUUCCGAAGCCGGGCAUGUUCCAACAUAUCCAAGCAGACCUGCCUACUCCUAUAACCUAUUCCGCACUGUGUCUGCCGCUUUACUUAUCACAAUAUAGACAGAAGUAUAGACUUCACAUUUUUAAUUAUAAAGAUGUGAACUGUGAAAUGAAUGAAUUCUUCUCUUGGCUCACGCGCCGCUCGUCACCAUGUCUAUACCGGCUAAAGUGAUGCGCGAGGGGACGUUGGAGAAGCGCAGCAGCGGGCUCCUCCAGCUGUGGAAGAAGAAGCGCUGUGUCCUGACGGAGGAAGGUCUCCGUCUCCACGACUGCAAAAGCAGCGGGAACGAAGAAGACAGUGAUGCUCCGUGCGUCGCCUUUGGCCCCAAAGCCAAAGAGCUGCGCUUUGAGCGCAUGACUACAGUGGAUUGUGUGGAGUACAAACGAGGACUCGUGUAUUUUACGGUGGUUAUGGCCACGGGGAAAGAGAUAGACUUCAGGUGUUCGCAAGAGGGAACCGCGUGGAACGCAGAGAUUGCCUUGGCUUUGGUGCGGUUUAAAAACCUCCAAGCUGUGCAGACAGGAAAGAAUCGGCACCUGUCCACGGCGCACCUGAGGACCUGGGGAGAACAGGAGCUCUGAGGGACAAGAAUGGCCAAAGAAAACCAGUGGACAAAGGAAGCUACCCGGUCCCUGAACUGGUUAAAGUGGAUUCAACAACUCUGAACUUAUUUUCUCUGUUCUUAUUGUUACUAUAAUUGUAAUGUUUUUUCCAUGUUACAUGUCGACCUCUCUGGCAGAGCUAUGGACAUUAUAUUUCUUAACAUGAAGGUUGUGGAGCUGCUUGGAUCACCUCCUGUACCUUAUAUUAUUGGAUAUAGGUACACCUCUUUUAGGACACUUUAUUAUGGUCACUUUUUCUUUCUGUUUUACUCAAAUGGAUUCAUAUGUGAUUGACUGAAUGGUGCUUAAAAU